This is a messenger RNA of Thlaspi arvense, 228 nucleotides long. The record is from the annotation of a GenBank genome assembly. NCBI's taxonomy places the organism in Eukaryota, Viridiplantae, Streptophyta, Magnoliopsida, Brassicales, Brassicaceae.
AUGGCUGCUUCUUCAGCAGUAGCAAAAGAGCCAAGCCAGAGUCUUGCCCUCUUCUUGGGCUCUCUGAUCUCAGCCACCCAUUUGCCCCACGUCCUUUGCCUGACUCCACGGUACCGACAAAGAGCGUUUUGUGGACCGCCUUUACCACGAGCAGGACCCUUCUUCCAUUGUUUCAUUGAGGAUGGUUUCUCCAUUUGUACUGUUGCGGAGGAGGAGGAAGAAGAUUGA